Messenger RNA from Arabidopsis arenosa, 1264 nucleotides. Lineage: Eukaryota; Viridiplantae; Streptophyta; Magnoliopsida; Brassicales; Brassicaceae. The record is from the annotation of a GenBank genome assembly.
CUUCUCCGAUCUCUGAUCCGAUAUUUUCCACAUGUUGUUGAGCAUUUGAGCUUCAAAGGAGUUGGAUCCGUUAAGAAAUUUAUGAAAACGAAGAGAGUGUGAAAAAUGGGGAAGGAAGUUAGGAUGAGCGAUUACGGUGACGACGACGGAGAAGACGCCGGCGGCGAUGAAGAUAGGGUUCCGGAAUGGGAAAUUGGAUUACCCAACGGAGAUGAUUUGACUCCUUUAUCUCAAUCUCUAGUCCCGUCGAUUCUGGCGUUAGCUUUUAGCAUAAUCCCAGAACGGAGCCGUACGAUUCACGAUGUCAAGCGCGCGUCGCAAACCACGCUCUCUUCGUUGCGAAGCAGUGCAAAUGCUUCGUCUGUGAUGGAGGAGGUCGUGGAUCGAGUUGGAUCGAGUAGUCCAGGAUCAGAUCCGAAGAAACAGAAGAAAUCAGAUGGAGGUGAAGCGGUGGUGGAGGAAUCCACGGCGGAGGAAGGAGAUUCCGGGACUGAAGAUGCGUCAGGGAAAACAUUGAAACGACCGCGUUUAGUUUGGACACCGCAGCUACACAAGAGAUUCGUCGACGUUGUGGCUCAUUUAGGGAUUAAAAACGCAGUGCCGAAGACGAUUAUGCAGCUGAUGAACGUUGAAGGACUUACUCGUGAGAACGUUGCGUCUCAUUUGCAGAAAUAUAGGCUUUACCUUAAACGGAUUCAUGGAUUGACGACGGAAGAAGAUCCGUAUUCGUCGGAUCAGCUCUUCGCUUCAACGCCAGUUCCUCCACAGAGCUUUCAAGACGGUGGAGGAAGUAACGGAAAAUUGGGGAUUCCGGUUCCGUCGAUGAUUCCGAUUCCAGGCUAUGGGAAUCAGAUGAGUAUGCAAGGACAUUAUCAUCAGUAUCGUAACCAUGGUAAUGAAUCAAACCAAUAUAUGAUGCAGCGGAAUAAGUUUGGAACAAUGGUGACCUCUCCUUCUGUUGGUGGUGGUGACGUGAAUGACAAGUUCUUGGCGUCGUUGUGACUUUUAAUUUCCCAUGUUUUCCACACAAGUCUUCAUUGCCUUUGUAUAGAAAAUGAUUCGAGAAAAAUCACGCGGAAGUUCUGUAUUAUUGGAGAAUGAAGCCUUUCUAUGAAUGAAUUAGUUUCCAUACUGUCUCCAUUCUUGUGAGGUAAAGCCUUCUUUGCUCAUCGCUUGUAGUCUUCUUAAAUUCAAGACAGCGUCACAUGUUUGUUCGGUUUUGUUAAUUGUUUCUUUCUUUGGAUAAUGAAGUAUAGCAUCAGGC